This is a messenger RNA of Coregonus sp. 'balchen', 3838 nucleotides long. Lineage: Eukaryota; Metazoa; Chordata; Actinopteri; Salmoniformes; Salmonidae. The record is from the annotation of a GenBank genome assembly.
CCAAAAUGUAAUGACAGGGAGGGAACUAAUAGCAAGCAGCGUACAGAAAAGCAAUGCUGUCGAAAUCACAUGAUCCGCAUUUCAGCUUGCAUGCAGUUGGUAUUAAAAUGUUUCCAGGAUCACCGACCGUGAACUGCGUACAUUGUUGCAAUAUUGCGAGAAAAGACAAAUGUCCCUCGGAUCUUUUGUAACUAGCUAGCCUUAUAUUUUAUGACAUCGGGGCUCAGUCACGUUUCCGCAGAACUUAGCAUUUAGUGGUAACUAGCUGUACCUUGCAACUGUUAUUGUUGCUCGGAUCCAAAGUGACAGGCAGAUAGAACGAAAGUGCGAGGGGGACUGCGAAUUAGCUAAGUUAGCUAGCUACUAGGAGGGCUGAAGCCAAGCGAGGCCUGACUGAGCGAGAGGAUCGUGUUCCCUUCCGACAGAAACACGGCGAAAUCAUGGCCAACAUCGCGGUUCAAAGGAUAAAACGGGAAUUUAAAGAGGUUCUCAAAAGCGAGGAGGUGGGCUUAUUUUUUUUCAAUCGACCGUGAGGCUACGCUAAAUUGCUAGCUGAGUUGGUGUCUAACAUAUUGGCUGUUGUUGAAAAUGAGUGUUUUGUUAGCUAGCUACUGAGGUUACUUAGCCAGAUGUUAACAAAAGUGAAGGACAAGGCGCUAACUACCUUGCUUGCAAACGAAGGCCAAGGAAGGAACGCGUGAUUGGAUUUUUCGCAACGUUGGUUAACGUUAUGCUGCUAACUUAACUAGCCUACAGGAAAUUCCCUGCCUGGAUGCUAACGUUAGCGUUUCUAACGAAGGUAGCUAACUAACGGUAGCUAGCUAGCUAUAGGCCAGGGUUGUGAGAGUAAUGAAAGAAGUCACGCAAAUACGCCCCACACUGAUUUAAUAUUAGGCUUAAUGAACCUUUAUGAAGUCAAACUAGGGGUGGUAGCUAACUAGUCAACUAAAAAGUAUGAUAUUUGCCACCCACAGUUAACGCUGUGUCUUUACUACCAGGGUGUCAACUUCUGCCGCAUUGGCAGAUUUGGGUUCGAAAGCUAGCGUGACAUUUUCUACCUACUUGUCCUGUUGCAGGUGAUUAUGACAUGCUUCAUGCCAUGCAUUGCAAGUUAAAGGUAUUGAGCAACAUAAAUGUCAUGUCAUGGUAGUACUGCAAUAGUGAAUGGAGUUAACGUUAGCUAACUAGUUUAGCAUAUCCCGUAUGAAUCUGUAGCACAAGUCACUACUUGGAACUGCCAAACCUCUCAUACUGUUGCUUCUUAUCAAAUUAUCUGUCAUAUUCAAGUGGAAGGAGACAGAUCAUGUAAACGAAUUAGCUUUCACCGUUCUGUGAGUAUGUCUGUGUUGAGAGGAAGUUUGGUAGACUUGAGGUACCCUCUUAUGGCUACCCCUCCUUUCCUUUACACCCCAACAUAACCAACUGAUGACCUCUGCUUCUCUCUUCUUCUCUGACAGACGAGUAAAAACCAGAUAAAGGUGGACCUGGUGGAUGAGAACUUCACAGAGCUGAAGGGGGAGAUCGCAGGGCCACCUGACACGCCGUAUGAAGGUGAGAGGCCCAGGGGGGGUGCUGACUUGGGACUGUGGACACACCUAACUGGUUUACCUGGGACAGACCUACCUGUGUUGAGUUGAGGGCUGAGGCAGACUUACUUACCUUACCUUGGGCAAACUCCAGUCUGUCUACUGCUCCACAAUAGGAUUCAAAUCAGUUUUGCCUGAAGGGAGUGAGGGUUGUGUCAUGCAAAAGAUUACAGACAAUUUGAGCAGUCGCUUGAUCCCAUAUUUUAGUCAGAACUUGUGCAUAUGUUGGAGUUCUUGCUGUCAUAACUAUUUGCUUUCUGUACUUUUCAGGUGGCAGAUAUCAACUAGAAAUUAAAAUUCCAGAAACAUAUCCUUUCAAUCCACCAAAGGUAUGUAUAAAAAUCUAACAUAUUCUAAUGUUUGUCGUUCAGUUGUGAAUUUUGACCACAUUGACCUUUGCCAGGGUAAAGUCCUUCGCUAAUUCACAUGCUUGUUUAUGUGCUUCCCACGGCCCCCCAGGUGCGAUUUAUCACAAAGAUCUGGCAUCCCAACAUCAGCUCAGUCACAGGUGCUAUAUGUCUGGACAUCCUCAAAGACCAGUGGUAAGUCACUCUGUUCAAAUACUCUUAAAAGGUCUCGUUUUUUCAUUGUCAUGUCUUUGUUACGGCUGAUCCCAGUUCUUAGGACUCUAACACCCUCUCCUCUGUGUCUGACAGGGCGGCAGCUAUGACGCUGAGGACAGUGCUGCUGUCACUACAGGCCUUACUGGCAGCUGCAGAACCAGAUGACCCACAGGAUGCUGUGGUGGCCAAUCAGGUGAGAGGAAUACUGGGUGUCUGUGUGUGGGAGAGCAUGCAUAAUAAGUAUGCCUGUAAUGUUUGUAGAUUUUUGUCAUUUGUUUGUAAACUAAAUGGGAUUUACUAAAUUGUAGCCUAGUGAGGUUUCUAUGCUGCGGUCUUGCUGCCUGCUCAAUAUUGUGGUGUGGUCUUUCUCUCUCUCUCCUUUUCUCUAUUUUUUUGCUCUCUCUCUCUCCAGUAUAAGCAGAACCCAGAGAUGUUCAAACAGACAGCCAGACUCUGGUCUCAUGUGUAUGCCGGCGCCCCCUCGUCCAGUCCAGAGUACACCCGCAAAAUAGACAAACUCUGUGCCAUGGGCUUUGACAAAGUGAGUGACCAACCCCUUAUUACUGUCUCAUACCUUCAUAAGUCAUUUACACUUUAUUAUCGUAUUACAAUAUCACUGUUGAUAGGUGGUGUUCUUUGAUCCCGUUUUAAUAUGGUUCACCAAUGGAUCUCAGUUUUGUUUGAAUACUGUAUCACAGUUAUGACAGUGUUAUAAACUUCUUACGCUCCUGUUUAUCCUAUCUCCAUAGAAUGCAGUAAUAGUGGCGUUGUCGUCGAAAUCCUGGGAUGUGGAAACAGCAACAGAGCUACUGCUCAGUAACUGAGUCUCAACGCCCCCACCUGACCCCUCCAUACCCCUCUCCUUCAGUCUCCCUCCAUCUGAAGCCCUCUUCUAUUCUCUGCUGUUCCUCUGACCCCUCACAUCUACCUGUUGGAUACCCCCUCUCAACCUCCUGGCAUUUCUCUCAUUGUCGUCAUCAUCGCUGUACCACUCUCCUCCAUCUUCCCUGCUAUCUUCUCGUUGGCACUAUUCCCUUCCAUCAUUUCACAUACCUCAAUCAAAUGACUCCUUCCCUUAGGCCAUGUGCCAUUCCUCUUCCUCUCUACUCAUGCUGGACCCUAUUCAUGUCCAUUACCAUCCCAACUCCUUCAGACUCGCUGGCUUUGUCCAAACACUCUCCACUGGUGUCCUAUGACUUAUACAAUCCUUUUACAUCAGUUAUGACCUUGAAGAAAGUAAGGAAGCGGUGUAGGAUUGUUUGAACAGAGCCAUCUCCACCAUUUUGGCACUUACCACAUCACUGAUGUUUCCUAGCACUUGCAGUAGCCACAUCAUGUGUCACCUGUCUAAGUCUUACUAUCCCAAACUCCCCUGCCCACCCCAUCAGCAGGUAGCCACACCCCUCUCAACCCUGUCAUGACUAUCAUCAUCAUCACUCUUUCUUCUUCCCCUUUUUUUUAUCUGGUUCUGGCCUCCUAUAGGAAGAUGAUUAGAUUCCGGUUUUUAGAAAGAAAACAAAACGGAAAUGCUCACUGAUAACGCUACUCAAGCAAAUUAAGACUGGGAGUUAAAAAAAUAGUGGUUUGAAAGAUAUCGCAUCCACUGAACUACGCCAACAGAGGUAAAAAAAACGGUCAAAAUAAUUCAUCUGUAAAUAAAGCUAUUAAAGUCUGUAAAUUAAUCCAAAA